GAAAUCCUUUAUCAGGAAGACUUUAGAUAGCGAAUAAUUUUAAUGAUAAAAAAGAAAGAAUUUUCAACACUGAUCGAAGAAUGAAAGUCAACACUUUAAGACUUUUCCUGAAAGAGCCGCUAGUAUCGCAUGGCAUCGUAACCGGAAGUGCGUAUCCGAUAGACAGGCGUUCACGUAGAAUUUAGUCUAAUUUCACUCAUGCAUAACCUCAAAAAGUCAGCUAAUGAUGUCGAUGAUGUUUUUAUGAACAAUUAACAACAAAACAUAAACAGCUGGAAUCUUUUGAUAUUGUGGUUACAGAAAACCUCUAAAAAAUGGAGGAACAAGAUAUACCAAUCGACAUAAAUUCCGGCAAGUUAUUAGAAUGGUUAACGAAUAGAAGGCACUGCAAUAAAGAUUGGCAGACAAAUAUCCUGACGAUUAGAGAAAAAAUUAACACUGCAAUCCAGGAUAUGCCAGUUCACGAAGAAAUAGCAAAGCUUCUUUCUGGAACUCAUAUAAACUUUUUCCAUUGUAAGAAAAUAGUUGAAAUUCUCAAAGAGACAGAAGCAGAUACAAAAAAUUUAUUUGGUCGCUACGGUUCUCAGCGAAUGAAGGAUUGGCAGGAAAUUGUCAAGUUGUACGAAAAAGAUAAUUUAUAUCUUGCUGAAGCUUCGCAAAUGUUAAUUAGGAAUAUAAACUUCGAAGUUCCCGGAUUUAAAAAGCAAAUUCAAAAGUUGGAGCAAAUGCAAAACGAAUUGGAGAAAAAGGAAGUGGAUUAUAAGAAAUCUGAAAACUUAGCCCAUUCCGAAUUUAAUAUGAUUUGCAAACAGUUAGGAAUAAGUGGUAAUCAGAUUAAGAAAGAAUUGGUUGAACGGGUAAAAGAGUUGCCAGAUAUUUAUCAAAGUGUAGCUAAAAAGACGAAGUCGAUAGGAAAUGUUGUUGAAUUUUACAAUGCAUUUGUUGAAUACACGCUUGGAAGAUCACACAAUGGCGGUUGUGUUCCAAUAGUGAAUUACGUAAUUGAAAAGGGCAACACAACAACUUAUGAAUGGACAUAUGGCGAAGCUCCUUUAUCUAUUGUCGAGUCACCAUUGGAUAUUAGUCUCGACGAUGAUGAAAGACAAUUCGAUGAUACUCAGAUCGAUUUUGGUGACAACUCAGUGGAAGGUGUCAAUAUUAGUGGAUUGGAUUUGAAUGAUACGAUUGAUUUUGGAGAUGUGAGUUUGGAAGAGGGGGAAAUAGAUUGGGGCGAUGUGAACAUAGACCAAAUUGUGGAGGGUGAAAUCGACUAUAAUAUUUCACUCGAAUCUGGAAUUGUCGUCGAAGCUGAUGGAAAUGACGGAGGAGUCGCAACUGGAAAGGAAGCUUUGACAAUUUUGGAUAAUCCGUCGACAAGAAACGAUUUUAUUGAUCAGCUUUUUGAGCUUGAGGCCUUUUUGAAAUUAAGACUCUACGAGUUUAAAGGAGAUAAUAGCAAGAAUCUUCUAAGCAUGAGUCAAAUGCAAGAAGCCUCUUCAAUUCUGCAACUUGCUACUUUAGACAGCACCCAAAAUAUGCUGGACAAUGUGCAAAUCAUACUCUCGGAAAUUUUGGAUUCGAGAGUGCAACAUCUUCAUAACAUCAAGCAUUCGCCAAGAUAUGUCGAUGCUCUGACUGCAACUUUGAAACAAAAACUUGCACUGGUCGAGAAAAUGAAGUCCUUGCAAACAGUGACGAGGGAAAAAAGGGACGUAACGAGAAAACAAGUUCUUGAAAUUCAACCUGUGUUGAAAUUGGUGAUACAGAGGACACGCGAACUUCAAAACGAAAUUGAAAAGGACAUUUCGAAAAAAUACAAGAAUAGGAUCGUGCAUUUGACUGGAGGCGUGAAUACUUUGUAAAUUGAAGUGCUUCUCUUCUGAAGGUUAAGGGUUCGUUGAAUAUAUAUUUUUUUCAAAAGGAAGAGAAUGAAACUAAGUUUAUGUAAAUUCUACGAGCGUAUUAGUUAGGUAAGAAAAUAUAUCGCACGAUUUAUUAUAA
Belonocnema kinseyi is the source of this 2001-nucleotide messenger RNA. Its product is annotated as CDK5 regulatory subunit-associated protein 3. The record is from RefSeq and is a predicted model, not a curated record. Gene Ontology annotation, biological process: regulation of mitotic cell cycle; regulation of cyclin-dependent protein serine/threonine kinase activity. Gene Ontology annotation, cellular component: endomembrane system. Lineage: Eukaryota; Metazoa; Arthropoda; Insecta; Hymenoptera; Cynipidae. The transcript has 9 exons. Bases 315 to 1862 code for a protein of 515 amino acids.